CCCGCUGAGGGUGUGUGCCCCGGAUGAGCCUUCUGUGAAGGGGAUGACAGGUCCUGAUCCGAGCGGGAUGGAUGACUGCUAGGAGUGAGCGAGGUCAGACUAGCCGGGUCGGUAUCGAGGAGCAAGCAGAGAAUGGUCGGAGUCACAAGCCAGGUUCAGCAGGUAGCGGGCAACGCGGUACCAAGGAUCAGGCAGAAGGAUGGUCAGGGACGAGCCGGGGUCAGAGCAGGAGAGGGUCAGCAUAAAUCAGAACAGGCAGAGUUUGGCAACAAGGA
Messenger RNA from Staurois parvus, 275 nucleotides. Lineage: Eukaryota; Metazoa; Chordata; Amphibia; Anura; Ranidae. The record is from the annotation of a GenBank genome assembly.